Molecule: messenger RNA, 860 nt
Organism: Guillardia theta CCMP2712
Lineage: Eukaryota; Cryptophyceae; Pyrenomonadales; Geminigeraceae
Exons: 1
Coding region: 51-860 (269 amino acids)
Source: RefSeq, a predicted model, not a curated record
CGGCUGGUGGUACAGGAAUGGAAUGCAUGACUCGGCUCUGAAGAGAUGCGAUGGUAGGGAGACUUCUGUCGAGGAUGCAAUUUUUCUCCAGUCUCAUCCUUAUUCUCCUCCUCUCUGUGGACAUCAACCAAUCGAGCGAAGCACGGGGGGUUCUGCGACUGAGCGGAUCAAGCAUGCUCCUGACUGGUCACUUGCCCUUCUCUGGCGAUCAGCAUAGCUCGUCUUCCUUCUGCUCAUGUGAAGGAGCAAAGUCUCCGACCGAGCAGGAAGACACGGUGGAGAUGAGCGAGGGGAGGAAGAGUGGGGGCAUCCAGCUCUUGGAGUCUGCCGACUCCCAGUCCUCCCGGUGCGGCUGGCAGGAGAUCGCCUCCAAGACGCUGAUGCAGGACAGCAAGAACUUUAUCUUCUCAGACUGCUCCUCCGAUGAGGCGCUCAACGUGAGCAUGUUCCAAGGGAGGUCGCGGUCGAGGAGCAGGAAGAGGCUGGACUUCCACACAGCUCGGGAGAUCGUCCGGAGGCAAGGGUACAGGAGGAGAGUGGAGUUCUGGAGUUGGCAGGAGAGACCGUCGUCUAUCCCCUACAACCCCAACCACGCGUACAAGGAGGAGGGAUGGAAGGGUUGGGCUGACUUCCUACAUGGGGAGGAGAGGAGUUCCAGUCCUUGGCAGGAGCGACGCUGCGAGCACUGCCAUGAUCGUCCCGUUGCCUUCGGCAGGUUCUCAAGGAGCGAGAGGACAUGGAACGACCUUCUCUGUGUCAGUUGUGCCUCGAUGAGGAAGGGGGAAGGUGACGGACAGCAGAGGGAAGGAGGAGGAGGAGGCGGGACGCAGGAGGAGAAGCUGCUUCUGCUGGUAGGUUGA